Molecule: messenger RNA, 2105 nt
Organism: Prorocentrum cordatum
Lineage: Eukaryota; Dinophyceae; Prorocentrales; Prorocentraceae
Source: the annotation of a GenBank genome assembly
GGCUCAAGCAGCCCCAUCUGGGCAGCAGGUCGGGUGCGCGGGGCUCUCGGGCGCGCAGGGCUGGGACGUACUUAGCCAAACUGGAUUUGCCAUGCACUCCACCUCCGUCAUCGGGGAGGAGAACAUUCCCAAGUCUCAGCCGGAGAAUCCGGCCACAGAAAUCGAUCCAGAGGAGCAUGACACAUGGUGCCAGAGAAUGUGGGCAAGAAUGGACCGCAAUCAUGAUGAGAACAUCACCACAGCAGAAUUAGACUGCGAGGAGUUUCGCGCUGUAUUGCGUGGUGUCUUGGCCCCACAGACCAACGCUACAACAGGCGGUUCGCUGUACACACGGGUGGAGAUGAACAUGAAUCAGGCGCUCAAUUUUUGCAUGAGGAAAGCUGAUCUAAAUGACAAUGCCGAGCUGAGCUUUCCGGAGUUCAAGGCCUUCAUGCUGUACUUGCGGCAGCACCACGUGAAGAAACACACUGCAGAUAUGAUAUUCUCAUUGUUUGACCUUGAUGGCGACAACUCGAUCACCGAAUCCGAAUUUCGGGAGAUCUACCGGUUCUACUUGGGGCAUAUGCCAAGGGAGGAUGAAUUUCAAAGGGAGUGGGCGCGAAUGGACAUAAGGGGUUUGCAGAAGGUUUCGAAGGCUGGGUACAUCUUGUGGCUGCAGACGUCGCAGAACCCUGUCUUCAAACAGCACGCCCCGACAGAGUCGCGUUCUCCAGAGAGCACCGUGGAGAAGUUGCCAGGACUCACCAGGGGCACGCAGAGCCUCCGCAUGCGUCCAAAGUGGAACCAGCGCUUCAACGCAGGGGCGAACCCCAACCCGAAUAGCCACCCGGGUCAGCGGCAGUACUUCUCCAGACCCCAAUCCCUCCCAGAAUUGACGCGGUACUUCGAUACGCACCGUGGCUUCAAGAACGCCGCAAAGAAGCUCGCCCAGCCUGAGCCAUCAAUGAAGUCAAGGGGUCCUCUGUCGACCGACAAGGGGGGCUUCGAACUGCUCCCAGAACGGUCCUCACCAGCAGGAAGCAUGCGCGACCGCCGCACUGGCAAGGUUCAGAAGUGGAGAGAUGACUGGCAGACUCCCGCGGCUAUCAAGAUGCACUACCAGCCCGGAACCUUGGACUUGCGCUGCCCAGGUCCACCGCCUAAGAACACCCUUCACGAAGAUGACAUCGGAUAGAUGUCUUGCGGCGAACUAAGUGCUACAGAGAGUGAGACACGCGCUUGAGUAGCCUGUGUCGGCACCUGAUGCAACGCAAGUAUGCGAAACAUCAGGCUCGCCCUGUACUGUGCCACGCCAUGCCCGUUUGGGCGGGCAAUUCGCAUCAUGCAUGCAGCGCUCCACGGAUAAUCCGGGUGCGGUGGUUUGACUAGGUCAGGUAUGUAGCAUGGCUUUCCCUCCGAUGCCAUACAACCGAAUCUCCGUCAUCGUUGCCAUGGUCAUAACGUGAAAUUGCCGCCCAGCGGCCAGGCAUUUCUGCGUAUCUUUUCUUAUCCUUAGACCAAGUAAUCCCCAUCGAUGCGAUGGGACUGCCCAAGUCGCUCGCGAUCGGCAUUGCUCAUCUGCGUGUGCAUUGUCCGACUUACUUGUCAUGUGUCACUGUGUUGGUAAGUACUUGUGCGGAUGGCUAGAUCAGCAGGCGCAGGGCGCAGCCUCUUUUGAGCUGUUGUGUUGCAUGGCAGACGCAGCAGGUCGGCAGGCGCAACCGGUCAGCAGACGCAGCCUCUCGACGCAGCCUCCUCUACCCAAUGGUGUUGUGUGAUGGGUUCGCGUGAUUGUGUAAUGGAAUCCGCGCAAAUGCUUGCAAUAUGUGUGCUGCUCGUUGAAGAUGGCAGGAGCCAUCGUCGUACCAUUCCCUGUGUCAUGCGUUACAUCGUGCGCCUGCAAUGAAGAGCAGGGUAGAGCACAGGCAGCGCUGGAAUAGAGACCGCACGUGUCUGCGUGCUCCCUGGCAGGCGCGCAGGGUUCUCGCAGCUGUCCGCGCCAUCCUCGUGUCCGUCGCCGUCGCGAGCACGCCGCACGCGCUCGCUUGGCACGGAGCGCUCGCCCCGCGCUCUGCCAGAGCGACUCGUCGGCACCGUCCUCCCUGCGGAAUCGGCGGCGCGCGCAG